AUGAACAUUCAACCCAAAAUCGAACCCGGUUUACCAUUCGGGUUCACCUUCACGAACCCUAACAACUUCGAAGACAAGACGAUUCAAGAUCUCGUCGCUAUAUUGCGUGGAACGUAUCUAGUUGAAACUUUUAAUCGAGUUGAAGAUGUUUUGGUGAGUAGAGACGCGAGACUCAGAGAAGAGAUUCAACGGUUACAGGAGAAUGUUGAUUUGGAGAGACGAAAGAUUGAAGAGGAGCUUCACUUUGAGAGACUCACGAGGAUUCAGGGUGAGGUAGGUUUUAAGGAAAGGGAAGAAUUGCAUGAGAAAGAGAAAAGAAGAUUGCAGGAAAGUUAUGAAUCUUUGAUGAGGGAAGUUAAGGUAAAUGGUUUAGCGGAAGGGGUUAGGAUUAGAGAGCUGAGAGAGAAGAACAGUAAGUUGGAGUGUGAAGUUAAGAAAUUAAAGGAAAAAAGUGUUGAUGAUGGGAAUGAAAUUGAGAUGUUAAGAGUGAAGAAUGAUGGGUUAGAGUUAGAGGUUUUGGGGUUGAGGAAGAUGAAGGGAAAAUGGGAGGAAGAUAGUAAUGAACUCGGUGUGUUGAGGAAAUCGAAGAAAAAAUGGUUGGAUGAUAGUGUUGCGCUCGAUGAGGCUAAAAGGAAGGUUCGUGUGUUGGAGGAUGAUAAAUAUGCUAUGGAUAAACUUGAGAUUAAGAAAGAGGAAUUGGAGGGAUCAGUGAAGAAGAGUUUGGAAACUAUUAGUAAGUUGAGGAAAGAAAAGGGUGACUUGACGGAUGAGAAGAGACGGGUUGAGAAAUUGCUCGAGUCUUCGAGCGCGAAGUUUCGCGGACUGAAUGAACGAGUUGAAAGAUUGGAGAAUGAUAUUAGCUUUUUGCUGAGUGUUGAUGGUUCUGGUGAUAGAAAGAAUGAGGGGGGACGUACUGUGAAGCCCGUUGUUGUUGAUUUUGAAGAGAAAGAUGAAGAUUUUCGUGGCAACGAGUUUCGAAAUGACACUGUGGAGGAGGCUGAAGAUGUUCAACAUUCUCUUGGAGUUGCUGCUAGUACUCAGCCACGGAACAAAGGGGACAAGGAUGCUCAAGGUGCAUCACCAGGUGAAAAAUGUUGCAUAGUAUACAAAAGAAGGCUCAAGAAAACAAUUGAGGUGACAGGGUCUAGCGAAAGUAAGGGAACAAAGAAUUUGGAAAAGAAGAUUGAGAUCAUAAACCUCGAUGAUGAUGAUGAUGAUGAUCAGUGUAUGUAUCGAGGAGUACAUGAAAAGAAGGCUAUUUCUGGAAUUGCGAUGAAGUUUGAGGAUCCAACUCCAAGUUCUUCAGUAGCAUGGCAACAUGCAAAUCCACUUGACAUGGUAAAAAGAAAAAUUUCUUUUAGCGACAGUGAAAGCUCUAGUUCUUCCUCCGAUGAUUCAUCGUUUCUUGAUAAUCCUGCAAUAAGGUCUGCAGCAUCACCUGCUAAAAAGAGAAAAAUGUAG
This is a messenger RNA of Lathyrus sativus (Indian pea), 1461 nucleotides long. Lineage: Eukaryota; Viridiplantae; Streptophyta; Magnoliopsida; Fabales; Fabaceae. The record is from the annotation of a GenBank genome assembly.